Messenger RNA from Staurois parvus, 280 nucleotides. The record is from the annotation of a GenBank genome assembly. Lineage: Eukaryota; Metazoa; Chordata; Amphibia; Anura; Ranidae.
UGGGGCCCCCGGGCAAUAGGGAAUCAUGGGGCCCCUGUGUCCUUGCCCAAACUCAAAAAAGCCUAUGAAAAAGGUACCAGGGGCAUCUCAUGGGGCCCCCUACUGACCCCGGGCCCUCGGGUAGUGCCCAAGUUUCCAAAUGGUCAGUCCGCCCCUGACACAUUGUACCUGUAAAAGUGGAAAUCCAGCUUUGCACUGCAAAAGGGUGUAUAGAAACAAUUAGAUGUGCACAACGAAAAAAUGUGUCAAAUUUCAGAUCAGUUCAUUAAGUUACUAAUUU